Molecule: messenger RNA, 699 nt
Organism: Sporothrix schenckii 1099-18
Lineage: Eukaryota; Fungi; Ascomycota; Sordariomycetes; Ophiostomatales; Ophiostomataceae
Exons: 2
Coding region: 1-699 (232 amino acids)
Biological process (GO): endoplasmic reticulum to Golgi vesicle-mediated transport
Cellular component (GO): COPII-coated ER to Golgi transport vesicle; Golgi membrane; endoplasmic reticulum membrane
Molecular function (GO): COPII receptor activity
Source: RefSeq, a predicted model, not a curated record
AUGUGGAUUCUCCCGCUCGUUGGCUAUGUGGGCGCCGUCGUGGGCUUCGGCUUCCUAACACUCGCCAUUGCCUCCGGCCUCUACUACCUCUCCGAACUCGUCGAGGAGCAUACCGUGUUCGCCAAGCGUUUUCUCAACCGCCUCAUCCAGGGCAUCAUCGUCCUCCAGGCCGUCCUCUGCAUCGUCGACCGGUUCCCCCUGUGGCAGACACUGCUCGGCAUCUUUUCCCAUGUCGUUUACCUCGGCAACAUGCGGCGGUUCCCCUACGUCCAGCUGAGCGACCCUCUUUUCCUCCUCUCGUGUGUGCUCGUGCUGCUCGAUCACUACGUCUGGUUCAAGUACUUUUCGACGACGCAGCAGCGUGCCUAUCAGAACAUGUCGUCGUACUACGACACGCCCGCCAACGUGCCGACGUUUAUGCAGAUUGCAUCCUACUUUGGCAUCUGCGUGUGGCUGGUGCCCUUUGCGCUGUUUGUGAGCCUGUCGGCCAGCGACAACGUGCUUCCGACAAUGGGCGGCGGCAGCAACGACGCCGGCGGGUUGGGCGGCGGCGGUGGCGGCGGCGGAAUCAACAGCGGCCUGUCCUCGUCGUCGACGUCCAAGCGCGGUCAGGGCAUGGCCAAGGCUGUGGUCGACAGCGUGCUGUCUGUUUUUAGCAGUGUCAGUUCUGCGACAGGGCUGAAGCGAGCUGAAGACUGA